Messenger RNA from Peromyscus maniculatus bairdii (prairie deer mouse), 1039 nucleotides. RefSeq names its product catenin beta interacting protein 1 (gene Ctnnbip1). Gene Ontology annotation, biological process: negative regulation of Wnt signaling pathway. NCBI's taxonomy places the organism in Eukaryota, Metazoa, Chordata, Mammalia, Rodentia, Cricetidae. Gene Ontology annotation, molecular function: beta-catenin binding. Gene Ontology annotation, cellular component: beta-catenin destruction complex; nucleus; cytosol. The record is from RefSeq and is a predicted model, not a curated record.
CAGGGCGGCACCUUCUUAUUUCUUCUCAGUCGCAGCCUUCCCCUUAGAGUUGAGCAUCUGUGUGCCUGAAGUGGAUUUCCAGAAGCAGGAGGAGGCGCCGGGCUUCUCUUUCUGGGACUGGCUGUAGCUCAGGCCAGAGACACCUGGACACAGCCGCUGGCCUUCACAGCUAUCUUCAGGAGCUACCCUCUAACAGGAGUCCCCAGAGCUGGGCCAGGGGGAUGAACCGUGAGGGAGCACCCGGUAAGAGUCCGGAGGAGAUGUACAUUCAACAGAAGGUCCGCGUGCUGCUCAUGCUGAGGAAGAUGGGGUCAAAUCUGACCGCCAACGAGGAGGAAUUCCUGCGCACCUACGCGGGGGUAGUCAGCAGCCAGCUCAGUCAGCUGCCACAGCACUCCAUCGACCAGGGUGCAGAGGACGUGGUGAUGGCGUUUUCCAGGUCGGAGACGGAAGACCGGAGGCAGUAGCUGAAAGCCCCUGGAACACCCUGAAAGCUACUGAGGGCCUGGAGAUCUGUGGGGCUCCUCUACCGGUUGAGCUGAGCGGUAGCAAACCACCUUCCUCCCUCCCUCUUCUCCCCUCACCCCACCCAACCCUCCCCACCCCAGCCACUCAGCAGGGCUGACAUCGAGGGAGAUGCCAGUGGUGGUUUGUGAUUGGCUUGAAGGGAUGGACUCGUGAUUGGCUGCAGGAAGAAACCUUUUUAUUUUUAAAUCUUGACCAACGGAAACCUUUUAUUUUUAUUUCUGACUCUUUAUUUUUUUAAAAAUUUGCGCCUCGGUGUCUGGCUUCCCCGGAAGCUCUCCGAGCUCUGGUGCUUUAUUUAGGUCAUUUUUCAGGAACGUGAAGAGGCCUGAUUGGCUGCUUAAACUGGAAAAAGAUUGGGAUUGGCUGGCUUGUGGGAAAUGGUCUUUUCUUUGAUUGGCUGCAGGUGUUGUGCUCACAUCACCAACUUCCUCCUCUAUUCUGAUGCAGAGAACAGGGUUUGGGGAUAUUGAUUGUUAGAUUUGACUUGAAAAAAGAAAAGAAAGAAACCAGA